Messenger RNA from Glycine soja, 3010 nucleotides. RefSeq names its product G-type lectin S-receptor-like serine/threonine-protein kinase At4g27290. Gene Ontology annotation, biological process: protein phosphorylation; recognition of pollen. The record is from RefSeq and is a predicted model, not a curated record. Gene Ontology annotation, molecular function: ATP binding; protein serine/threonine kinase activity. Bases 387 to 2849 code for a protein of 820 amino acids. Lineage: Eukaryota; Viridiplantae; Streptophyta; Magnoliopsida; Fabales; Fabaceae. The transcript is spliced from 8 exons.
UUUGAACGCUAACAUAUAACCUCGUUGUCUAAUCUUAAGAAUAAAAUAAUUAUUCAUCGGUCAUUAAGGCAACAGAUGCCAUGUUCACUCUUGGUUUACUUGAAAAAAUAUGCACAAGCAACAUGGAGAGGGAGAUGGAACGAGUGCCCUUGAAGGAAAAUUGAAACUGAAGAAAGAGAGGAACUGAUAAAGCUCACCUGGAAGUAUUACAAACUCGAAGAAGAUAUAUAUACUGCUAAAAAGGAAAGGGAAAAUAAGAUAUCAUUUCCCAAGAAUUUAAUUUCAUGUGCCCCGGCAAGAAGUCUUGCAGAGGCCAAGAAAACCAGCAUCUUGUCUGAGUUAAUAAAAGUUAGCAUUUGAGAAGUCAUUGCUUUAAUUAUAGCAAGAUGGCGGACAACUUCAGAAUGUUAUUUAUUUGGUUGUUCUUACUAUUAUCCUACUUGAGAAACUCAACUUCAUUGGACAGUUUAUUACCCGGUCAGUCUAUCCGAGAUGGGGAGACAUUAGUUUCAGAAGAAGAAACAUUUGAAGUUGGUUUCUUUAGCCCUGGAACUUCAACAGGACGAUACUUGGGUAUAUGGUACAGGAAUGUAUCUCCUUUAAUAGUGGUAUGGGUGGCUAACAGAGAAACACCACUUCAAAAUAAGUCAGGAGUUUUAAAACUGGAUGAAAGAGGAGUUCUUGUAAUUCUAAAUGGCACCAACAGCACAAUUUGGUGGUCCUACAACACAUCAAGCAAAGUAAUAAAGAAUCCAAUUGCACAGCUCUUGGACUCUGGAAAUAUUGUGGUUAGAAAUGAACACGAUAUAAACGAGGACAACUUUUUGUGGCAGAGUUUCGAUUAUCCGUGUGAUAAAUUAUUGCCAGGAAUGAAAAUUGGAUGGAACUUAGUAACUGGUCUAGAUAGAACUAUAUCGUCUUGGAAAAAGGAAGAUGAUCCUGCUAAGGGAGAGUAUUCUUUAAAACUUGAUCUUAAAGGAUUUCCACAACUUUUUGGAUACAAGGGGAAUGCAAUAAGAUUUAGAGUAGGCUCAUGGAAUGGACAGGCUUUGGUUGGUUAUCCAAUUCGUCCACUCACAGAAUAUGUACAUGAAUUAGUUUUUAAUGAAAAGGAAGUGUAUUAUGAAUAUAAAACCCUUGAUAGAUCGAUUUUCUUCAUAGUUACAUUGAACUCUUCAGGGAUUGGGAAUGUUCUUCUAUGGACUAAUCAAACAAGAGGGAUACAAGUUUUUUCACUUUGGUCAGAUCUGUGUGAAAACUAUGCUAUGUGUGGUGCAAAUUCUAUAUGCAGUAUGGAUGGUAACUCUCAGACAUGUGAUUGCAUCAAGGGGUAUGUUCCAAAGUUCCCUGAACAAUGGAAUGUAUCAAAAUGGUACAAUGGCUGUGUUCCAAGGACUACACCUGAUUGUAGAAACAGCAACACAGAUGGCUUCUUGAGGUACACAGACUUGAAAUUGCCAGACACAUCUUCAUCAUGGUUCAAUACGACCAUAAACCUUGAGGAAUGUAAGAAGUAUUGUCUGAAAAACUGUUCUUGUAAAGCAUAUGCAAAUUUGGAUAUUCGAAAUGGAGGAAGCGGCUGUUUACUCUGGUUUGAUGACCUGAUUGAUAUGAGAAAAUUCUCUAUAGGGGGACAAGACAUUUAUUUCAGAAUCCAGGCAUCAUCAGUGCUAGAUCACGUUCCCGUCAAUGGCCAUGGGAAAAACAAAAGGAUGAUAGGAAUCACAGUUGGUGCAAAUAUACUUGGAUUAACUGCAUGCGUUUGCAUAAUAAUGAUACUCAAAAAGCUAGGGGUAGCAAGAAUAAUUUAUAGGAACCAUUUCAAACGAAAAUUGAGAAAAGAAGGCAUUGAUUUGUCAACAUUUGAUUUCCCAAUCAUAGCAAGAGCCACUGAAAACUUUGCCACGAGUAACAAAUUGGGAGAAGGUGGAUUUGGACCUGUGUACAAGGGAAGACUGAAGGAUGGGCAAGAGUUUGCUGUGAAAAGGCUUUCAAAGAAGUCAGGACAAGGGCUGGAGGAGUUCGAAAAUGAAGUUGUGUUGAUUGCAAAACUUCAACAUCGUAAUCUUGUCAAGCUCAUAGGUUGCUGCAUUGAAGGCAAUGAAAGAAUGUUGAUUUAUGAAUAUAUGCCAAACAAAAGUUUGGACUGCUUUAUUUUUGAUGAAACCAGAAGACAUUUGGUGGAUUGGCCUAUACGAUUCAACAUUAUCUGUGGCAUUGCUCGAGGAGUUCUUUAUCUUCAUCAAGACUCUAGACUGAGGAUUAUACAUAGAGAUUUGAAAACCAGCAAUAUUUUACUAGAUGCAAAUAUGGAUCCUAAAAUAUCAGACUUCGGCUUAGCACGAACAUUCUGCGGAGAUCAAGUUGGGGCAAACACAAAUAAGGUGGCUGGAACUUAUGGUUACAUGCCUCCUGAGUAUGCUACUCGUGGGCAUUUCUCAAUGAAAUCAGAUGUUUUUAGUUAUGGUGUGAUAGUGCUAGAGAUUGUAAGUGGCAAGAGGAAUAGAGAAUUUUCAGACCCAACACACUCCCUUAAUCUUCUUGGACAUGCAUGGAGAUUGUGGACUGAAGAGAGGGCACUGGAACUACUGGAUGGAGUGUUAAGGGAAAGAUUCAUAGCUUCUGAAGUCAUACGAUGCAUACAGGUGGGCCUGUUAUGCGUGCAACAAACACCAGAAGAUAGGCCAGACAUGUCACCAGUGGUUCUAAUGUUGAAUGGUGAGAAAUUAUUGCCCAACCCAAAGGUUCCUGGGUUUUACACAGAAGGAGAUGUUCACCUGAAUCAGUCUAAACUUAAGAACCCCUUCUCAAGUAAUCAAAUUUCAAUCACGAUGUUAGAAGCUAGAUAGGAUAUGAUUGAAAAAAGAAAAAAAAAACGACAAGGUUUUCCUUCCAUUAAUCCAGGAUAAAUGAUAUUUGUUGUUAUUAGCUCAUGUUUUCAUCUCUGUUUCAUUUAUCCAGACACAUACAAGUUCAAAUACUUUCAUGCAAACAAGAAAUUUAAACGAAA